UGAAAGGUAAAUUCACUAAAUUUAACAUGAUACUACCACAUACUACUCGAGUCAUCUAAGCAAUCAUCUAGUGAUCUAACAUAGGUACCUUUUAAAAAUUUAUUUCGAAUGAUAUUUAUUUGACAAAAUUGUAUGUGCUUAGCAUGGUCCCAACAGGAACAGUACUGUGUAGAGUGUAGAUUUCAUUUUUGUACAGUUCGUUUUUGUUAUGCUUUCCAUUAAUUUGUAAAGAUGAUAACCAAGAUACCUUUGCUAAAAUGAAAUUUUAUAUUUAAAUGUGAAAAGACUGACAUAUGAUGAACAUAAAACGUAGCAUAAGAUUUCAACAAAUCCUAAAUAAGUGGCCUGGAAAAAAGUAUAUUGGAGAAUACCGCUUCCUUCCACUGUUUUUCAUUUUAGGGGCUGUAUUAGAAUAUUCUAUGAUUAACUGGCAAGUUGGUGAAACGAAUUUUUAUAGAGUAUAUAAAAUAAGACAAGCCAAAAACAUCGUAGAAGAAACACUUGCAUAAUAAGAUGCCCGCAGGAGUGUCGUGGUUUCGCUACU
This is a messenger RNA of Zophobas morio, 544 nucleotides long. RefSeq names its product small integral membrane protein 4. Lineage: Eukaryota; Metazoa; Arthropoda; Insecta; Coleoptera; Tenebrionidae. The transcript has 4 exons. Bases 294 to 509 code for a protein of 71 amino acids. The record is from RefSeq and is a predicted model, not a curated record.